Messenger RNA from Linnemannia hyalina, 2268 nucleotides. The record is from the annotation of a GenBank genome assembly. Lineage: Eukaryota; Fungi; Mortierellomycota; Mortierellomycetes; Mortierellales; Mortierellaceae.
AUGACCGACAAGCAGGAAUACGCUGCUGAAAAAGAAUUCGUCGACGAGAAGUUCGAUGUCGAGCGCUCGUCCGUCAUCCUCGAGGAAGAGGAGAACUCUCCCAUUCCCGAGGUCGCCGCCAUUGUCUCUAACAAGGAUGAUCCCACUCUCCCCGUCAUGACCUUCCGCUUCUGGCUCAUGGCCGUCCUCUUCUCCUGCCUCCUCUCCUUCUUCAACCAGUUCUUCUGGUUCCGUACCCAUCCUAUGACCAUCUCCACCCUGGUUAUCCAGUUGUUGUCCUACCCCUUCGGAAAGUUCUUGGCCCGUGUCCUCCCCUCCGGUCCCCUCAACCCCGGCCCCUUCAACAUCAAGGAGCACGUCUUGGUCGCUUUGUGUGCUAACUGCGCUGGUGGUACCGCCUACGCUGUCGAUAUCACCGUCAUCCAGAAGGUCUGGUACCUCCAGGACUACGGUUUCCUUGCCAACUUCCUCCUCAUUCUCAUGACUCAGAUGUUGGGUUACGGUAUGGCUGGUGUUCUCCGCAAGUACCUUGUCUACCCCGCUGCCAUGAUCUGGCCCGCCAACUUGGUCCAGGUCGCCUUGUUCAACACCCUCCACAAGGAUGAGGAUCUCCAGCCUGGCCAGUGGUCUCGCUUCAAGUUCUUCUGCAUUGCCACCGUUGGCAUGUUCUUGUACCAGUGGAUCCCUGGUUUCCUCUUCCCCGUCAUCUCUUCGAUUGCCUGGGUCUGCUGGAUCAACCCUAAGAACCACGUUCUCUCCCAGAUUGGUGGUGCCAACGGUCUCGGUGUCGGUGCCAUCUCCCUCGAUUGGAACAACAUUGUUGCCUUCUUGGGUUCUCCUUUGAUUGUCCCCUGGUGGGCUCAGGUCAACAUUGCCAUGGGUUUCUUCUUGAUCGCCUGGAUCAUGGUCCCCAUUGCCUACUACACCAACCUCUGGGAGGCCAAGCGUUUCCCUAUUCUUACCUCCAAACUCUUCACCACUGAGGGUGAUGCGUACAAGGUCAAGGACGUCAUGACCGGUGGCACCAUCGACAUGGACAAGUACCUCGUCCAGGGUCCCCUCCGUAUCUCGACCUUCUUCGCUCUUACCUACGGUAUUGGUUUCGCUGGUCUCUCCUCCAUGAUCACCCACACCUGGUUGUACCAUCGCCACAAGUUGGUUGCCCAGUGGAAGCAGUCUCGCACCCAGUCCGAGGAUAUCCAUCACAAGCUCAUGCAGGCCUACCCCGAGGUUCCCGACUGGUGGUACGCUGGCUUGUUCGUCUUCAUGACCGCUCUCGGCAUCUUCACCUGCGAGUACUACGGCUACAUGCCCUGGUGGGCUGUCCUCUUGGCCAUCCUCAUCUCGGUCACCUUCGCUCUUCCCGUCGGUCUCAUCCAGGCCUUGACUAACCAGCAGCCCGGACUUAACAUUAUCACCGAGUACGUCAUUGGUUACAUCCUCCCCGGUGAGCCCAUCCCCAACGUUACCUUCAAGACCCUCGGUUACAUCUCCAUGGCCCAGGCUAUGACUUUCACCUCGGAUCUCAAGCUCGGUCAUUACAUGAAGGUUCCCCCCAAGGCUAUGUUCUGGGCCCAGCUCCUCGGUACCUUCAUCGCUGGUCUCGUCAACUUGUUGACUGCCAACUGGCUCUUGAAGUCCCAGAAGGAUGUUUGCACCGCUGACAACAAGGAGUUCUCCUGCCCCUCGGCCAACACCUUCUUCUCUGCCUCGGUCAUUUGGGGUGUUAUUGCUCCCAACCUCAUGUUCGGUCCCACUUCGAUCUACAACGCCAUCAACUACUUCUUCUUGAUCGGUUUCAUCCUCCCCAUCCCCUUCUACUUCCUCAAGAAGGCCUUCCCCAACACCUGGAUGGACUUCAUUCACAUCCCCGUCUUGUUGGCUGCCACCGGUAUGAUGCCUCCCGCCCAGGCUUACCAUUACACCAACUGGUUGGCUGUUGGUUUCGCCUUCCAGUUCUUUGCUCGUCGCUACCACCCCGAGUGGCACUUGCGCUUCACCUAUGUCAUGUCCGCUGCCUUCGACUCUGGUGUCGCCUUCAUGGUUCUCCUCUCUUUCUUCAUCUUCACCCUCCGCGGUGCUAGUAUGGUUGAAUGGUGGGGCAACCCCGAGACCGAGAUCUGCCGUCUUGACAGUUACCCCUUGAUGGCACCCAGAGGCGGCAAGGUCGAUCCUUGGGCCCUUGACCCCUCCGCUGAGGAUGCUCCCAAGUACGUCUUCCCCAUGGCUUACACCCCUUUCCGCACCGACUUGCCCGCCUUGGCCUAA